GAACCUGUCCCUGGCAGCAUGCAGUGGCUGCUGCUGUGGCCCUUGGUCCUGGGGUUCAGCUUCGCAGAGGAUACUCAAGUCUCCAGCGACUAUGAUGAUGGGGAUAGCAUUGGAGGGGGCCGCGAAGGCUCUUUGGGAUCCUCAGUCAGGUUCAAUGACACCAAGUCCCCAGUUCAGCUUCACCCACGUAGCUUCCCAGGCAAGUCCUGCACCAACAACAGUGACACACUGGAGCUCCCGGCCAGUUCCCAGGCACUGCUGCUGGGGUGGGCGUCCACCAGAUUCGUGCCAGUUCUCUACGGGCUAGUGGUGACUGUGGGGCUGCCUGCCAAUGGGCUGGCACUGUGGGUGCUGGCCACACGGGUGCCCCGCCUGCCAUCCACCGUGCUCCUCAUGAACCUGGCUGCCGCCGAUCUGCUGCUGGCCCUGGUGUUGCCACCUCGCCUGGCCUACCACCUGCGGGGCCAGCGCUGGCCCUUUGGGGAGGCGGCUUGCCGGGUGGCCACAGCUGCCCUCUAUGGCCACAUGUAUGGCUCAGCGCUGCUGCUGGCUGCGGUCAGCCUGGACCGCUACCUGGCCCUGGUGCAUCCUCUGCGUGCCCGGACACUGCGUGGCCAUCGCUUGACCACCGGGCUGUGUGCCACCGCCUGGCUCACGGCAGCCGCCCUGGCCUUGCCUUUGACUUUGCAGCGACAGACCUUCCGGCUGGCUGGCUCUGACCGUGUGUUAUGUCACGAUGUGCUGCCCCUGUCCACGCAGGCCUCAUACUGGCGACCAGCCUUCACCUGCCUGGCCAUCCUGGGCUGCUUCCUGCCUCUGCUGACCAUGGUCCUGUGCUACGGGGCCACUCUGCGAGCGCUGGCAGCCAGUGGCCGGCGCUAUGGCCAUGCACUCACGCUGACCGCCCUGGUGCUGGCCUCGGCCGUAGCCUUCUUCACACCCAGCAAUGCACUGCUGCUGUUGCACUAUUCGAACCCGAGCCCGGAGGUCUGGGGCGAUCUGUAUGGUGUCUACGUGCCCAGCCUGGCACUCAGCACCCUCAAUAGCUGCGUGGACCCGUUCCUGUAUUACUAUGCCUCCGAUGAGUUCGGGGACAAGGUGCAGGCUGUGCUGUGCCGCCAGCCAUCAGGCAGCAGCACCUCGAAAGCUUCUGGGGAGGCCAGAAGCCGAGGAACAGCCAUUUGUUCCUCUACACUUCUGUGACAGUGCCUGUGGUGCCUCAGAGGUUGGCUGUGGGGGAAAGGGGCAUACAGGGUGGAUAGGAUCCGCCAAAAGCUCACAUCCUUCCUGGACCCUCAGAACGUGACCUUAUUUGGAAAGUCAGUUGAUGGAACUGUUACUCAUCAGGUUGAAGUCAUGAUGGAGGAGGGCUGGUGGCCAGUGUCCUUGUAACAGGAGAGAUGGGUGUAGUGGCACAGGCUGUCACCCUCAGAGUCUCAAAAAUAUCAAAAGAAGACAAGACAUAGUGAUAGAGAACCAGAACAUGUGGCUACAGAAGCACAGAAGUUAUGGAACCACAAGUUAAGGGAUGCCAAGGGUGGUUGGGGUCACUGGAAGCCAGAAGUGGGCCUGGGGGUGGGUUCUUCUUAGCAUCAGAACGACCCAGCCAUGACCACCUUGACUUUGGAC
Molecule: messenger RNA, 1629 nt
Organism: Nannospalax galili (Upper Galilee mountains blind mole rat)
Lineage: Eukaryota; Metazoa; Chordata; Mammalia; Rodentia; Spalacidae
Gene: F2rl3
Product: F2R like thrombin or trypsin receptor 3
Exons: 2
Coding region: 19-1203 (394 amino acids)
Biological process (GO): positive regulation of Rho protein signal transduction; phospholipase C-activating G protein-coupled receptor signaling pathway; blood coagulation
Cellular component (GO): membrane
Molecular function (GO): thrombin-activated receptor activity
Source: RefSeq, a predicted model, not a curated record